This is a messenger RNA of Salpingoeca rosetta, 2380 nucleotides long. RefSeq lists its product as uncharacterized. NCBI's taxonomy places the organism in Eukaryota, Choanoflagellata, Craspedida, Salpingoecidae. The transcript has 3 exons. The record is from RefSeq and is a predicted model, not a curated record. The coding region runs from base 115 to 2325 and encodes 736 amino acids. Gene Ontology annotation, cellular component: cell wall; plasma membrane.
CAUCAUUCUUUGUUGUCACCGUGGUCAGGAGUUGCCUUCUUGCCUGGCUGAACACACACCCAGCACAGCGAGCACACCUCCACGACGUACGUGAGCCUGCUCUUGGAUGAGACGAUGGCACACCACGCCAGCAAGAGCAUGAGCAGCUUCGAGGGCUAUGACAUCUUCAUCUCCCUGCGCAUUGCGGAGGCAGGGCAUGCCGGUCGAGGCCUGGCGGACGCACUCAGGGCGCAUGGCCUCCGCGUGUUUUUGUGCGAGAGCGUGCCGGAUGACAACGCUGCCGCGGCUUCGAUCAGAGCUUUGCACACAUGCAAGCUGGCUGUGCUGCUGGGCACACGCACCUACGGACAGCAAACCAAUAGCACGUUCAACACGAACCGCAUCCUCAAGUACGUCGUCAACCAACACAAGCCGUUCUUCCUCGUGCGCAUGUGCGACGGUGACUUUGCUGAGCCCGAGGCACAGUUCUAUCUGACCACCAGCGGCGCAGCGCAAUAUCGCUGGGUGCCUGAGCGCGGAGACACGCCAGCCAUGCCAGUGCCCGCAGACAUGGUGGACCAAAUCCUGGCGAAGCUUCAGCAGGCAGUAUGGGUCUCGACCGAACACGAUGUGGGGCAGCAGAGUGGCGCACACGCUGCGGCACCACGUCCGUACUGGCAGCCCAUCACCGUCGUCGCCUCACGGGCCACACACCAGCCAGGGCCAGUGCCCGAGUCGGUCACGGACCUACAAAACCCUUCGUUUGCUGCAUCUGAAACCGACGCAAGGGUGAGCGCCAGCUUUCCUUUGCUGGGCUAUGAGCACAACGCCACUGGCCGUGGCGCCAAUGCCUUGUGGUACGAGCAACUCGGUUCAGCCUCCGCCGACGUACAUGCAGACAAGAACCGCGGAGCACGUGCCAUCAGCGACAGCAGCCGCCUCGUCAAGCCCAUUGUCAUUGCCGGCAAGCACCUGGUCGAGGAUGAUUCUGACGACGACAACUUGGCCGACAUUGCAGUAAAGCAUGCUUGGAGCUGGACGAGCUGGACGAGCUGGACGAGCUGGACGAGCUGGAAGGCCAAAGCCCUCCUGGCCGUCUUGAUUGCUGUGGUUGCCGCGGUGUGCGUUGCUGUGCCCGUCGUCUUGUCGAUGGACCGCUGCAAACACUUCUACGGCACCCAUGGGGAGAUUUCCGCCUUGGAUUAUUCCAGCAGGCAGGUGACGUGUGUUGACUUUGUCAGCAUCAAGCACGUGCGUGGCGACGUGCGUCUUCAAGACAAUGUCGCCCUGACCAGCGUUGACUUUGAUCGCAUUGUAAGCGUGGAUGGAUACGUGCACUUCGAAGACAACCCGGCCCUGACCAGCGUUGACUUUGGUCGCAUGGUCGGCGUCGGUGCAGACAUCAGAUUCUACCAAAGCUCCAGUCUCACCCAGGUUGUCGUCGACAACAUCACCAGCUUGGGCGGGUACAUACGCUUUUCCUCCUGCCGAGCGCUCACAAGCGUCAACUUUGCCAGACUUGCCGCCAGCUUUGACGGCGGCAUCGACUUCGUCGGCAACGAUGCGCUGACAAACGCCAACUUUGGCCGUCUUGCCAGCGUUGGCGAGGAUUUGAUGUUUCGGUUCAACGCUGCCCUCCCAAGUAUCAGCUUUCCAGCCAUCACGCACGUGGGAGGCUGCGUCCGGCUUGAACACAACGACGCGCUCACAAGCAUUGACCUUGGCAGUCUCACAAGCGUGGGGGAAUAUGUCUCCAUCCUCGGUAACGACAACCUCACCACCGCCAACUUUGACAGUCUCUCCAAUGUGGCCGAAUACGUCUUCUUUGGCCACAACAACGCGCUCACCACGAUUGACUUUGGCGGGCUCAGAGACGUGAGGAAACACAUCUACCUCCACAACAACGAUGCCCUCACCACGAUUGACUUUGGCAGUUUCAUGCGUGUGAGGACAGACAUCAGCCUGUCCUACAACGUCGCCCUGACCAAUGUGGCCUUUCGCGGUGCUCUCAGCGUAGAUGGAGACCUCAAACUUAUCGACAACGCCGCUCUGCCCAGCAUUGACUUUGGCAACGUGACGCGCGUGGGCGGGGACAUUAAGCUCUACAGCAAUGACAUCCUCACAACCGUCGACUUUGGCCACAUCACCAGCGUGGAUGGAGACAUUAUCAUCUCUGCUAACGAUAUGCUCACCAGCAUUGAUUUUGGCAACAUGACGCAUGUGGGUGGAAAGAUUGACCUCUUCUUCACCCGCGCGUUGACUCACGUGGACUGCAAGAACGUGAAUGCCACGUGUGUGGAUACUCACUCCGGCUUGUCCCUCAUCAACUGCCCUGAAGAGUGCUAGGAUGCGUGUGUGCGUGCGUGUGUGCGUGCGUGCGUGUGUGUGUGUGUGUGUGUGU